Molecule: messenger RNA, 4852 nt
Organism: Sinocyclocheilus anshuiensis
Lineage: Eukaryota; Metazoa; Chordata; Actinopteri; Cypriniformes; Cyprinidae
Product: bromodomain-containing protein 1-like
Exons: 16
Coding region: 373-4299 (1308 amino acids)
Biological process (GO): regulation of transcription by RNA polymerase II
Molecular function (GO): protein binding
Source: RefSeq, a predicted model, not a curated record
AUCGAUUCUGCGCAGAUUUUGCUCAUCUCAAACAAGCCUCAUAUGAGUGAGCUACGUCAUGACGCAGUGCGUUGCGGGUGGGACGUCUAUUCGUAGUGAACCAUCCGCAUUGUUGUUGGUUGCAGGCGAACAAUCGUAUCGUAUCGCUGCUCGUUGCCGGAGCAUUCUCGUAGUGAUUCUCAGUUCAUUAUUAUAGUCCUGGCAGCCUGGUUAAGCGUUUGCAGCAUUCCAGAUUUAUCCAUGCAUAUUUAAAUUGGUUGUCCUUGGAUGAGAACAUUGUGUACGGAAGAAUUACUGCAGGCCAUCUCGCCAUCGCUUUAGAAAGCUGCUCCUUUCUUUAUCAACCAGAUCAGAGCUUUGUAAAGAUCCCCAAUGAAAAGAAAAUCUCUAGCUCACAAAGUAUCCACCCCUCAGCAGCUACCUUCCCCUAUCAAACUUUCCCCCAACCACGAGACGCUGACUUACGCCCAGGCCCAGAGGAUGGUCGAACUAGAAGUUGAUGGCCGGUUGCACCAGGUCAACAUCUUUGACAAGCUCAACAUCAUCACGGAUGAUGAUCCCAUGGCACAGGAAAUUAUGGAGUGUACCAGCAAUAAGGAGAAUGCUGAGAAACACCAGCAGGUUUUUGUAUGUUCUGCACACCUCAGAAACAACCAGCAGAAAAAGAACGCUGCUGUCACCGCACAAAAUACUUUAGUGCAAGACAGCACACUACCUGAGCCCAAAUUCCACACAGUGGAUUACAAUCUCCCAGCUAUCCCAUGCAGACCUUCUACAUACUACAAGUAUGAGGAGAAAACUUUAGAAGAGCUGAAUGAGGAGGUGGAAUAUGAUAUAGAUGAAGAGGACUAUGCCUGGCUUGAGCUGGUCAAUGAGAAAAGAAAGAAUGAAGGCCUUAACCCAGUUUCCCCUAAUGCCUUUGAGUUCCUUCUUGACCGUUUUGAAAAAGAAUCAUUUUUAGAGCGUCAGGGCCAACAGAGUCUCCAGUCCUUAAUUGAUGAAGAUGCUGUUUGCUGUAUAUGCAUGGAUGGAGAUUGCAUGGACAGCAAUGCCAUCCUCUUCUGCGAUAUGUGCAAUCUAGCCGUUCAUCAGGAUUGUUAUGGUGUUCCGUAUAUUCCAGAGGGCCAGUGGCUUUGCCGACAUUGUCUGCAGUCCCCGAUACAACCCGCUAACUGCAUCCUCUGCCCUAACAAGGGAGGAGCAGUCAAAAAGACAGAAGAUGACCAAUGGGGUCAUGUUGUUUGUGCUUUAUGGGUUCCCGAGGUUGGGUUUUCCAGCACGGUCUUUAUUGAGCCUAUUGAUGGUGUCUCAAACAUUCCGCCAGCUCGAUGGAAGCUUACCUGCUACCUCUGUAAAGAAAAAGGUGUUGGGGCUUGUAUCCAGUGCCACAAAGCGAACUGCUACACUGCUUUCCAUGUCAGUUGUGCACAGAAGGCUGGUCUCUUUAUGAAGAUGGAGCCUAUUAAAGAGUUGACUGACUCAGGUGUACCCACUUUCUCUGUAAAAAAGACAGCUUACUGUGGGGCCCAUACCCCAAAUGGCUCCAUUAAAAGACAGCUUACAAUUUAUAACGAAACUAAGACAAAUUAUAGACUUUGUCAGUCGGUGGACAAAAAGGGCAGCAGGACGAGAUUAAAAAAACAGAAGAGACUGAAAAACAAUGAGGUGGAAGUUGUAGCCCCAGUUCCAUAUGCAUCUGUACCCAGUUUUUCACCUGAAAGGUUAAACACAUUCCUCAAUCAAGUUUCUUUACAGAAGAAGAAGGCAUUUGGCGAACUUGUCUUAAAUUUUUGGAUGCUUAAAAGACUAUCAAGGAAUGGAGUGCCACUCAACAGACGCCUCCAAACUAGCCUACAUUCCCAGAAAAACGCACAGCCUAAACAGACGGAAGAGGAGACUCAAGCAUUGAAGGAGCAGCUGAAGGAGUGGCAACGGUUGAGACAUGACCUUGAGCGGGCAAGACUCCUGUUAGAGCAGAUCAGGAAGAGAGAGAACCUCAAGAAAGAAGAGAUUAUGCUUCAGCAGACAUUAAUGGAGGUCCAUCUCACUCCUUUCACAGUCCUUCUAAGGGCUGUGCUGGAUCAGUUACAGGAGAAAGACCAAGCAUACAUUUUUGCAGAGCCUGUCAGCAUUAAAGAGGUUUGUCUGCAGUUUCCUGAACUUAUAUUCUCCUACAGGUUAAACACAUUCCUCAAUCAAGUUUCUUUACAGAAGAAGAAGGCAUUUGGCGAACUUGUCUUAAAUUUUUGGAUGCUUAAAAGACUAUCAAGGAAUGGAGUGCCACUCAACAGACGCCUCCAAACUAGCCUACAUUCCCAGAAAAACGCACAGCCUAAACAGACGGAAGAGGAGACUCAAGCAUUGAAGGAGCAGCUGAAGGAGUGGCAACGGUUGAGACAUGACCUUGAGCGGGCAAGACUCCUGUUAGAGCAGAUCAGGAAGAGAGAGAACCUCAAGAAAGAAGAGAUUAUGCUUCAGCAGACAUUAAUGGAGGUCCAUCUCACUCCUUUCACAGUCCUUCUAAGGGCUGUGCUGGAUCAGUUACAGGAGAAAGACCAAGCAUACAUUUUUGCAGAGCCUGUCAGCAUUAAAGAGGUGCCUGACUAUCUGGACCACAUCUUGCACCCUAUGGAUUUUUCCACCAUGAGGAAACACAUUAAUGUACAAGGCUACAAGAAUCUGGAUGAAUUUGAAGCUGACUUCAAUCUCAUUAUUGAAAACUGCAUGAAGUACAAUGGCAAGGAUACAUUCUUCUACAGGGCAGCUGUUAGAUUAAGAGACCAGGGUGGAGCUGUGCUAAGGAAAACUCGCCGAGAUCUUCAGAAAAUCGGCUUUGAUUUUGAAACUGGUAUGCACCUACUAGAACCACCAAAGAUUGAGCCAUCUGCACCUUUCUCCUGGGAAGAUGUGGACCGCUUAUUGAUUCCAGCCAAUCGAGAGCACAUGUCAUUGGAAGAGCAGCUGAGGGAGCUACUGGAAAAGUUGGAUCUGACUACAGCAAUGAAAUCCAGCCCGUCAUGGAGCAGACGACUAAAGCUGCUUAAGAAAAUCAUUAGUGAUGUGAGGAUGGAGCUGAGUUUGAAGAAGGCACUUCCUGCUGUUGAAUUGGAGAAUGCUGCUGAAGAAGCCGACCACAUCUUUCAAAAAGGUGAUAAUUCAGUCCCACCUAAGCUUGAGCCAUCUGUUUCUGUGCCGCCCAUCAUUAAUGCGGUAGGUCACUCUGAGCCACCCAAACUGAAACCCAUUGAACCCAGUCCCAACAAAAACCAGCGCCACCAGGAUGGCAUUUCCCAGCCUCUCAAUGGACACUCACAUCUGCAGUUAGAGGACAGCGAUGUCAGUGUAGUAGCUACAUCAACUUUGGCUGAACCAUCAAGCCCAGUAAACCGACGGACGUCUGUGCUUUUCCGCAAAUCAAAAAGCACAAGCCCUCAUAAGCCCAUGAGAGAUGGUGAAACUCCAAAGGGCAGUUCUCGGCUAGGCACAAAUACAUUCUUGUCAGUCGUCAUACCACGCCUUGAAACAUUGCUUCACUCUAGGAAGAGACCACGGAGUGCCAGUAGAGAAAGUGUUGAGGACGAAUCGCCCAUCAAACGCCUGGACACAGGGUUGCCAAAUGGUUUUGGUCUCAAGCUGGAGAAGGAUUUGGAUUCUAGCAGGCAGUUAGAGCCUCGUCGCAGGUGCGCAUCUGAAUCCUGCAUGUUCUCCAGCAGCAGUAGUACUGCAGUUAAUCUACCGAAGUGUGGGAAGGGGAAGCCAGCCCUCAUCCGGAGGAACACAGUGGAGGACAAGAAUGAAAUUAUUGCUUGCAUCGAGAGUAGAAACUUCACCAAGGCUGCUAGAAUAGCUGCUGAAGUUGGCAACAGCAGUAUUUGGAUGCCUGCUAGUGCUGCUACAGUUCUGGAACCUCUCAAACUAGUUUGGGCUAAAUGUAGUGGAUACCCCUCCUACCCUGCCCUGAUCGUAGACCCUCACAUGCCACGAGUGGGGUGCCAGCACAAUGGAGUCUCUAUCCCAAUGCCCCCGCUGGACGUUCUACGGUUCGGAGAACAGAUGCAGUACAAGUCUGAAGAGAAACUUUACCUCGUUCUCUUCUUCGACAACAAACGUAGCUGGCAGUGGCUUCCUAAAUCCAAGAUGGUUCCUCUCGGAAUUGACAAAACCAUCGACAAGAUUAAAAUGAUGGAGGGCCGCACAUCAGCCAUCCGCAAGGCUGUUCAGACUGCCUUUAACCAUGCCAUGAACCAUCUGAGUCGAGUCCAAGAUGAACCUAUUAGCGACCUCAGUGAUGUUGAUUAAGAUUGGCAAAUGCAGGCACAUUUCAAAGCCUUACUAAUUGUCAUUCCUGACUGACACCCGCUGUGUGACUUCUGUAUUUUGUUUUACUCCAUACCUGCCUCUCCUGUCUCAUUUACACAUAUGUCUCUAAUCAAUUCUGUAAAUAAUGUAAAUCACUUAACACUAACUUAAUCUUCAGAUUUACUGUAAUGGGUACUGUACAUACAUUUUUUUUAAUAGCAUUUAUACAUUUUAGGGAAUUAUACCCAGCGUAAUUACUCAUUGAUGCUGGAACAAAUGGACUGUGAAACGAAAGCAAAAGAAUACUGUAAUCUGGGCUGGAACAUAAUGUGAGAGUUCUUGCUUUUUAUGUUUAAAUGAUUAAAGUUUGUACACAGGCUUUUAUUUGGCAUUGUUUUUGUAACCUAAGAUUGUUUUUACAACAAUUUUAACCUAUUUUGAUGUAUUUAUAUAACUAAAUAUAUAACUUGACUUUCUAAUAUGAAAAGACAAUGUUGUUAUGAAAACCACAAGUGCGUUAUUAUGAUAUUCUAAUGAAACCAAAAAAGAAAAA